Molecule: messenger RNA, 2403 nt
Organism: Caenorhabditis remanei
Lineage: Eukaryota; Metazoa; Nematoda; Chromadorea; Rhabditida; Rhabditidae
Exons: 14
Coding region: 1-2403 (800 amino acids)
Biological process (GO): protein processing
Cellular component (GO): plasma membrane
Molecular function (GO): metalloendopeptidase activity
Source: RefSeq, a predicted model, not a curated record
AUGGACAGAUCACCUCGACGUAUUGCUUCUCCAGUUAACAGAACUCCGUCCUUUGAGAUAGCAAUACUAAACUCUCCUCCUAAUUCGCCACAUCAUGAUCUUCCACCAAUGGAAUCUUUGCCAAAUUCACCUGAACCUCCUCCACCACCUCCACAUUCUUUCUCUCCAAGAAGAAAAGUUCAUGAAUCGAUCGUUCGAGAAUACCAUCUACAUUCAACGACUCGAAUUCCAUUCUCCCCUCCACCGACAAUCCAAAUUCAUCCAGCUCCGAUAGCCGGUCCCGAAUCCACUUCGAGUUUUCGAACGAAUCCGGAAGAAGGAGAUAGAGAUGAUGAAGAAGAUAAUGUCGAAGAAACGGGUCAAGAAAUAGAGUUACCACCGACAGAAGAGAGAGCUGCAGAACCAGAAACAUCUCAACAAAUUCAUGUUGAAUCAGAUGUUGAAAUAGUGGAAGAUGACCAUCAAAAAACGGCGGAAGAUGGUCUAGAGAACCGAUUGACUCAUCAACUGGAAGCACCUGCGGAUCGAAGAAUCAUUUUCCCAAUCACUCCAUUUUAUCGACGAAAGGGAACAUGUUCGAAAUGCUCAAUUUGGCUUGGUGCUCUAUGUGCUCUUUUCUUUUUGUUAUCAAUUGCUUUGUUCUUAGUGUGGGUGAUAACAACUGAUGGAUUUAGGACAAUUGGAACAAAAGCAACAAAUGUUUGUAAUUCAAGACAAUGCAUUGAUGUCGCAUUCCGACUAUCUUCGAGUAUCGACGAUGAAAUCGAACCUUGCGAGAACUUUUAUAGACACAGUUGUCAAAGAUAUCACUCUCAAACUGCUGAUAAACAACUGAAUUUUUUGAGUCAAUUAAAAGAUGAAUCUCUUCGAACAAUGCAGAGUUUGUUUUCAUCCGAAGAAGAUCCGAGAGGCCUUCAAAAAACAGCAAGACUUUCAAAGAGUUUAUACUCGGCUUGUAUGAAUGCGGUAUUACGUUCUUCAAAUGCUCCAACAGACUUGUUAACAUUCAUUCGCAACUUUCCAUGCGGUCCACUUCUACGUGAUUGCCCUAACUUCCACGCGGAUUCCUACAGUUGGGAACGACAUUCAGGAAUGCUGGAUUGGUAUGCAGGAAAUUAUAACUUGAUUGUUUAUGAUAGAGAUGUACAUCCACAGGAUAGGAGUAAAAUUAUCUUGCAGAUAAAACCUCCAGACUUGAGUCCAAUAGUUGGUCCAAUCGAGAGAGAUUUGAUUGCAUUGGCUAAGCCUAGUCCAACUGAAUUUGAACCACUGUUGCAGUUAUCCUUGAGACAGAAUUUGUUGAGCUCCUUCUCUCGUGAUAAUCUGCUCCGUGAUCCACGAGACGUUCAAUCCCAACUAGACGAAGUUGCUCGUCUUAUGGUAGAUCUUUAUAUCUCUGCAAGACAAUCAGCCAGUCUGACACCAAAUACGACAUACCUGACAAUCGGAGAAAUGUUCGAAGCUUUGCCACAGUUAUAUCUUCGAGAAUUUUUUGAUGCACAGUUGUCGAAUAUCUAUAAAUGGACUGAAUCUGAUAUGCUGUCAAUUCAAGAUUAUGAUUACUUCGCGAGACUUUCGGAUAUUAUGGCACACUGGCGUGAAUGUGUCGAUCAAAUCUCAUCUCUUGAAAUCGGAAGUAAGAUGUAUGUUGACAAAGCAUCACAAUCAAUGAAUCUUCCAAAAACUCUCGAAUUCCUUCGAAAUCUUAAAAUAGAUUUCCUUUCUGUUCAUCGAAGUACUCCUUUACAAUACCUUUCGAAUAUAAACCGUCUUGGAUUCUACGUUGGUUUCCCUCGACGUCUUCAGAACGAAGAAUUGGUAUGGAGACCAGUUUCACAGUUAUCACUCAAUGAAACUGACUACUUUGAUUCAAUGAUUCGUGUUGGAAAAGCUGAAAGAGACUAUGCAUUAUCACAGAUUGGAACAUAUUUGGACAGUGACGAUACAACAAAUUUCCCGAUUACACAACCAACAAUGCUAUACAAUUCUCAUGUUGGAGCAAUUGUGAUCCCUCUUGCAUUCAUCGAACCUCCAAUUUAUUUACCAGGAGACGAAAUUCCAAUGUAUGGAAUAUACUCAAGUCUUGGAAUUACGGCACUUCAAAUGAUAUCAAAAGUAUUUUGGCAAGGUCUGGAUAAGAGUUCUCAAUUGGAAUGCUUGGAUAACUUGUUCCGUGGAUUCUUGGAUGCAAAUCGCCAGAGAAGUCCAAGUAUUGAACCAGAACUUUUGGCCACUAUCGAACUGGCUGAUGCUUUUAAGAGUACAUUGUAUUCGUAUGCUAAAUGGCAAAAUGAACAUCACAUUCAUCAUGAGAAAACGCUUCCAGCUUUCGAUUCAACGGAUAGCAUGAGAUGUUCUGCAGUGGAGAAGGAUCCGAACCUGGAAGUGAUUAUGAGGCAAUGA